This is a messenger RNA of Alnus glutinosa, 544 nucleotides long. RefSeq lists its product as uncharacterized. Lineage: Eukaryota; Viridiplantae; Streptophyta; Magnoliopsida; Fagales; Betulaceae. Bases 146 to 358 code for a protein of 70 amino acids. The record is from RefSeq and is a predicted model, not a curated record. The transcript is spliced from 3 exons.
GAGGCCUGUCGUCUAGUACCACGCGUUAGUUUUUUCAGAAAAAGAAAAAGAAAAAGAAAAAGAAAGUACCACGCAUAGCCUAAUCCUCUCAUAACUCUGCUCCCUGUUGCGGCUAGGGUUUCAGCCCUAGAUCUCUCUUACGAGCAUGACAGAAGUCGCAGAACAACCAUUUCGACCACGGGAGAAGCUUCUUGAGAGGCAAAAAUAUUUCCAAAACGUCCACAAACACACGUACCUCAAAGGGCCAUUUGAUAAGAUAACCUCUGUUGCCAUUCCAGUUGCUUUGGCGGCCACUUCGUUAUUUCUUAUUGGACGAGGGAUCUAUAAUAUGUCACAUGGCAUUGGAAAGAAAGAAUGAGGCAGCUCAGAUUUCAUAGUUUUUAAGGUCCUGGUUUGGAGUAAUGUAUUCUUGAAGUAUCUCGUUUGUUCCCUCUAAUAAAUGCUUACCAAUGGUAAUUGGAAAUUCAUCAUUAUUGGGUUUUUAUCUUUUCGUUUUUAUGUUUGCCUGAUUAAUUCUCAGGCUUCUACUUCCUGUUUGAAACCA